UAGAAGUUAAAAGAGAUCCUCAUCAUCAUCAUCAUCAUCCCAUAACCAAUCCCAUCAUUAUUUAGUUGCCUGACAUUCAUUGAAUAAUUUGUUUUCAAUCAAUAAAUUCUCUGCAAGCAGAUUAAUAUCAAUUAAUCAGUGUUUCAGAAUUUUUUAAAAUUGUUCAUUAUUAUCAUCAUCAUCACCAACAACAACAUUAUAUAUCAGCACAUAAUUCAUUCAGAAUCAUCAGCAGAAGAAAAGAAAAAAAUAAUCAUAGAAAAUGGCCGAAAGUCGUUUUGGUAUCUUAUAUGUGAUUACACGUAUCUUAUUGGUUGUAUUGAUCGUUAUUAUGAUUGUAUUGAAUAUUAUUGCCAUUGUCAAUGCAAAAGGUGAAGUUAGAGACGUUGUUUGGGUUGUAUUCUCAUUCAUUUCAUUAUUAAUCGGUUUAUUGGGCGUUUGGAAGGAACAUUUUCUAUUUUCAUGUUUAUUCACCGUCAUUGCCAUUGUAUUGGUCUGUAUUAGUGGUGCAUUCGGUAUAUGGAUAUCGACAGCCGGUACCGUUGUUAUUAUUAUAACGGCAAUUAUCUAUACAUUUAUGCUAUGGGAUAUGGGUCAUCGUGAAAUGAAUGUACCGGAUAUGUGUUGAAUACUAGAAAAAAAAAUUAGAGAAUCGAAAAACAUUUUUUUUGUGAAG
Messenger RNA from Dermatophagoides farinae (American house dust mite), 676 nucleotides. RefSeq lists its product as uncharacterized. NCBI's taxonomy places the organism in Eukaryota, Metazoa, Arthropoda, Arachnida, Sarcoptiformes, Pyroglyphidae. The record is from RefSeq and is a predicted model, not a curated record.